Messenger RNA from Ipomoea nil (Japanese morning glory), 1137 nucleotides. RefSeq lists its product as uncharacterized. The coding region runs from base 1 to 1137 and encodes 378 amino acids. The transcript is spliced from 2 exons. The record is from RefSeq and is a predicted model, not a curated record. NCBI's taxonomy places the organism in Eukaryota, Viridiplantae, Streptophyta, Magnoliopsida, Solanales, Convolvulaceae.
AUGGGGGAGAAACGAGAAUCAUAUUUGGAUUCUCAGUUACGUGAAGAUAAAGUGGAUCAUCGAGUUCGUCAUUCGCAAAUUCGGUCCUUGAUUUGCAGUGUUCUGAUUCGGAGGGAGGAUGAUCAUGUUGAUGAUAUAUUGGUUGCAGGGACAAAUUCAAGACAUAUUGACAGUUUAAAGCAGUUCUUGGAUAAGUCCUUCAAGAUAAAAGAUCUUGGAAAUCUGAAUUAUUUCCUAGGGAUUGAAACAUUCAGAACCCCUGAUGGUCUCAACAUAUGCCAAAGGAAAUAUACCCUAGAAAUCCUAAAAGAGUAUGGUUUCUUGGAUGCUAAACCUGCACAGACACCUAUUACUGCAGGACAGAAGCUUGGUUCCCUUGAAGGAACAAUUCUGGACAAACCAGAGGUCUAUAGAAGAUUAGUUGGUAAAUUGCUAUACAUAACUAACACCAGGCCAGAAAUCACCUAUGCAGUGCAGCAAUUAAGUCAGUAUGUUGACAAGCCUAGAGACACACACCUUGUAGCUGCUCAUAGGGUGUUGAGAUAUCUGAAAGGAUCUCCUGGAAAGGGGAUAUUCUACCCAACAAGCUCUCAGAUCAGACUCCAAGGAUUCUCUGAUUCUGAUUGGGCUACUUGUGCAGAAUCCAGAAAAUUUGUGACUGACUAUUGCAUAUACCUUGGAGAGUCCUUAAUCUCAUGGAAGACAAAGAAACAAGCCACUGUCUCUAGAUCAUCUUCUGAAGCUGAGUAUAGGGCCCUAACAUCUACAGUUUGUGAAAUUCAAUGGUUCCUAUAUUUGCUAGCAGACUUGGAGAUGAAGCCUAAGACUCCUACUGCCUUAUUCUGUGAUAACAAACCUGCAAUUGCAAUAGGAGAGAAUCAUGUCUUCCAUGAAAGGACUAAACAUAUUGAGAUAGACUGCCAUGUUGUUAAGCAGAAAGUAUCUGAAGGAGUCAUUAAGCUAAUGUCAAUACCUUCACACAAACAGCUUGUUGAUGGUUUCACUAAGGCACUUCCAAGGUUGUUGUUUGAUGGUUUCCAUUCUAAGCUGGGCCUUCAAGACAUUCAUGCUCCAGCUUACGAGAGGGUGAUGAAGCAAGCAGACUUGGAUGAAUGUGGAAGCAGCAGGCUUAGAUGA